Molecule: messenger RNA, 1698 nt
Organism: Cladocopium goreaui
Lineage: Eukaryota; Dinophyceae; Suessiales; Symbiodiniaceae
Source: the annotation of a GenBank genome assembly
GACGCGGUAGCUGGAAGGCCACUGAAGUUGGUAGAGCCCAGUGGGGCUCUGAUGAAGCCAUGUCGCUGCCUUUGCGAAUCUUUGUGCGGGACGUGCAGAAGGGUGGACGGCGCGUGGUGGCGGUACCCCGAAAUGGGGCGUCUGUGGCGCGCUUUUCCGGGCAAAAGUUGGGUGAGGCGGCUCGCCUGACCAUUGAUGGUUUCACCAUCCCCAGCUGGGAGUGUGCCAGCCAGGUGUUCCGAGAUGGAGAUACGGUGGAGAUUCUUCCAGAGGGCAAAGAUCCCAGUCAAGAGAAGGAGCCGCCCAGCAACGAGAAGCCAAAGGUGACCCAGGUGAAACGGCCUCGCGCUGGCUUCUUGACGGCAGACUUGCGCCGAAGGCUGUUUGGUGAGGCACCAGUGGCUGCAGCAGAGUCGGCGCAUGCGCAAGAUGUAUCUCUGGAGGAGGUGGAGGAACCUCGCUCCCGGGUUGGCUUGCGUCUGGUGUCGGAAGCGGUGGAUGGAUGGCAGACUGUCUUGAAGGACGAGGGCCGGCGGAGCUUUGCAGCGCACCGGGCGCAGGCACUCCCCAAGGACACAGCUCAGCGCUUCUUGGAGCACGCGAUGAGGGAUGUGAACUGGCAGCAGCCUGAAGGCACGUGGGGACCCAUUCCUCGAAAGACCAGUUGGAUGACGCGAGCGCCCUGUUGCUGUCGUUAUGGCUAUGGCGGUUUGCGAAUGGAGCCAGAACCCAUGGCACCGUGGCUGUUGGAAACCAUGGAACUCUGUAUGCCACUGUGUGGCAUCGCGAAAGAGGACUGGCCAGAUUCGUGCAAUUUGAACCUGUAUGAAAGUGGUGACCACUCUGUGGGAUGGCAUUCUGAUGACGAGUUCUUGUUCCAAGGUAAAUUCCAAGAUUGCCUCAUUAUUUCGCUGUCGCUGGGUGCCCCGCGCUGCUUUGAGCUGAAGACGAUGUGCGAGCCGGCGCAGAUGCAGCGUUUGGUGCUGCAUGGAGGAGAUUUGUGCACCAUGGAGGGGAUGCUGCAGAAGCACUACUUGCACCGUGUGCCAAAGGAGCACUCCACCUCGCCCCGUGUGAACCUCACCUGGCGAUGGGUCAAGUGCCAUGAGCGGCGCUGUUCGCAUGCAAGGAACCCUGGUGGACCAUUUGAAAGUCGCCACCAGCCACUUCAUGAAUCUGGUGGGAGGAAGCGAGCCGCCAGCACUUCAGGGCCUCGGAAGAAACAAAAGACCCCAAUGGUCGCUCCAACAGCCAAGAAAGGAGACGUCCUGCAGAUGUCACCAGAGGCUAGACUGAAAUGGCUGGCAAAAGCCUUCAAGAGGCUGGCGGUCAAAGAGUUCGACCCCAAUGUCCUCCUUGACAUUGUGAUGGAUCCUGCCUUCUUGGAGAAAGUGGAAGAUCCCGUAGCGCCCAAGAUCUAUCGAUUGAUCCGUGGGAAUCAGUUGAAAUUCACUGAGGCGCAGUCCAACAUGCUUGAACCAGUCUGCGAGAGGUGCGCAAGGCUCUCCCCCGAGGUUCUAUUGAUGAGGCAAUUUGUUAUGGAGCUCCAGGCGAUGAAGGACAACGCCCGACGGGAGCGCCAAAGGGAAGAAGCCGACCAGCGCAACAGCGGCUCACCGCAGGACAACGCCCGACGGGAGCGCCAAAGGGAAGAAGCCGACCAGCGCAACAGCGGCAGCCCCGAUCGCUGGCAACCCA